Messenger RNA from Brassica rapa (field mustard), 2861 nucleotides. RefSeq names its product protein DETOXIFICATION 41 (gene TT12). Gene Ontology annotation, cellular component: membrane. NCBI's taxonomy places the organism in Eukaryota, Viridiplantae, Streptophyta, Magnoliopsida, Brassicales, Brassicaceae. Gene Ontology annotation, biological process: xenobiotic detoxification by transmembrane export across the plasma membrane. Gene Ontology annotation, molecular function: xenobiotic transmembrane transporter activity; antiporter activity. The record is from RefSeq and is a predicted model, not a curated record.
AUCAUUAAAAUUAUAUACUUCAUAUUUAAGGGGGAAAUUGGUAUAUUAUACACUCGAUAGCUAAUGCAAUAUAAUUUAUUAAAUUUUGAUAUAGUGGGAAAGUUUAUUAUGAAAUUAUUAGAAAAUGUUGGCAAAAAAAGAAGAAGAAAUUAUUAGAAAAUAAAACGCUUUUAAUAAUUGGUGGAAAUAAUGAGUAAUCUUCUGAGUUUGGUGGGUCACCCGACCUAAUAGACAACUCAUUGAUUUCAUCUUACGUCAUGGACAGCUCAUCCAAUGCGAAUAAUUUCUUUUAUUUUUAGAUUUAUCGUGUAUAUUUACAGUUGGGCCUCGCGAGCAAAGCAGUAAUGGGUUCAUACGACGUUUGUGGGCCACAUUUCUGAAAAGGGUUUCAGUUCCUUUUUUUAGUUCAUUAUUAUUACUCGUAUCUCUAUUAUUGGCAAGUGGUAGUACAACUAUGGUAACAUGUUAAAAAAAAGUUUGGUAAAAGGUAACAUGUUAAAUUGUGUUAUGGAGAAACUAAUUGUGUUCAUAAAAAAAGGAGAAACUAUAUAUUAAUCACUCAUAAACUUCAUUAAUUAAACUCAAUCAGAUACAAACGAUCUAUCCUUUUCAUUAAACGAAUAUGUCCUUUUCGUUAGUUAAACUCAGUCCGAUACAAAACAAUAUAUCUUUUUCAGUAGUUAAACUUCAUUAAUCACUAUCUUUUAUCAUUUUCUUGACAAUUAUCUACGUGUAAAACACUAUUUCUUCACCCAUUUAAUUUAGAGGAUGUACAAAGGUUGAGACUAGCAGUUGGAUCUAUAUUCAUAAUCGUUGACGAACAUUAGGUAUCAACAACAACUCUUUUUUUUUUCUUUUCAUGCAAGUAUAAUUCGUUUUAUACCUUGCCACAUAUUAAUUCGUUCGAUAUGAUUAGUUUCUCAAUCUAGUAUAAAUGUUUUUUUUUUUUUUGCUUAAAAUCUAGUAUAAAUGUUUAGGUGGUAACAAGAGAAUGGUUGUUACAGUAGACACCAAAGUAUCAGACCAAACAGUCAUGAAACAUCUAAACCGUCAAUUAUAUUUUUCAUCAACGACUCGAACCUUCAACAUAUAACCAAAACAAACAUUCGUAAUAUAAUUCACGAAUUGUCUAUAACUAACAGAAGAGAAAAAAAAAAAAAAAAAAAAGAGGACCAUGAGCUCCACAGAGACAUACGAGCCGCUAUUGAGACGGCUCCACUCAGACUCGCAGAUCACCGAACGUUCUUCACCGGAGAUAGAAGAGUUUCUCGGCCGUGGUCGAUCCACGGUGACGCCACGGUGGUGGCUAAGGCUGUUUGUGUGGGAGUCAAAGCUUCUAUGGAAGCUCUCUGGAGCCUCUAUUGUCGUCUCUGUGCUGAACUACAUGCUCAGCUUCGUCACCGUAAUGUUCACCGGCCAUCUUGGUUCUCUUGAGCUCGCCGGCGCUUCCAUUGCCACCGUCGGUAUCCAAGGCCUCGCUUACGGUAUCAUGUUGGGAAUGGCGAGCGCGGUACAGACAGUGUGUGGUCAAGCGUACGGCGCAAGACAGUACUCAUCAAUGGGAAUAAUCUGCCAACGAGCCAUGGUCUUGCACCUCGCAGCUGCGGUCCUCCUCACGUUCCUCUACUGGUACUCUGGUCCCAUUCUAAAGGCAAUGGGCCAAACCGUAGCCAUCGCACACGAGGGUCAGGUCUUUGCGCGUGGGAUGAUUCCUCAGAUCUACGCCUUCGCUCUCGCUUGCCCUAUGCAGAGGUUCCUCCAGGCUCAGAACAUAGUCAACCCUUUGGCUUACAUGUCUUUAGGAGUUUUCUUGCUCCACACGUUACUCACGUGGCUUGUAACCAACGUGUUGGAUUUUGGCUUGCUCGGUGCGGCUUUGAUUCUGAGUUUCUCGUGGUGGCUGCUCGCUGCUGUGAACGGUUUGUAUAUCGUGAUGAGCCCGAAUUGUAGGGAGACUUGGACCGGGUUUUCAGCUAGGGCUCUUACAGGGAUUUGGCCUUACUUGAAGCUCACGGUAGCUUCAGCAGUCAUGCUAUGUUUGGAGAUAUGGUACAACCAAGGGCUAGUGAUUAUCUCCGGUUUGCUCACCAAUCCCACAAUUUCCUUAGAUGCAAUUUCGAUUUGCAUGUACUACUUGAACUGGGAUAUGCAGUUCAUGCUUGGUCUAAGUGCAGCAAUCAGUGUCCGUGUGAGCAACGAGCUAGGAGCUGGAAAUCCACGAGUGGCUAAGUUAUCAGUGGUGGUGGUGAACAUCACGACAGUUCUCAUUAGCUUACUCCUCUGUAUCGUGGUGCUUGUGUUCCGUGUCGGUCUAAGCAAAGCCUUCACCAGCGACAAAGAAGUUAUAGUGGCAGUCUCUGACCUCUUUCCUCUCCUCGCAGUUUCGAUUUUUUUAAAUGGAAUCCAACCUAUUCUCUCUGGGGUUGCUAUUGGAAGUGGGUGGCAAGCAGUGGUGGCUUAUGUGAAUCUUGUUACUUACUAUGUCAUUGGUCUUCCUAUUGGCUGUGUACUUGGCUUCAAAACAAGUCUUGGAGUUGCUGGGAUCUGGUGGGGAAUGAUUGCAGGAGUCAUACUUCAAACCAUAACUUUGAUUGUUCUUACACUUAGAACUAACUGGACUUCCGAGGUGGAAAAUGCAGCUCAUAGGUUGAAAGCUUCAGCAAAUGAGAGUCAAGAGAUGGCCACCGAAGGAGUUUAAAAAUAACAGCAACAUCAACUAUGUUAUUGUCUCCUCUGUUUUGGUGGCAAGAGCUAUGAAAUAAAUAAUCUUUUGUCUCUUAGUAUUCAGUACAACAUUUCUUUUUGUUAACUAUAAUGGACAAACUACAAUGUCCUCCUCUACAAAAUCUUUAUUUCGGCUU